CUUCAUCUGUUUCAGGUAAAUGUUGGAUCACCAGCAGAACGAGCAGGACUAAUUGCUGGCGAUUCCGUUAUUAGAGUAAACAAUACAGAUGUAUUUAACCUUCGACACAAAGAUGCCCAGGAUGUUAUAGUUAGAGCAGGCCCAUCGUUUGAUGUCACAGUACAAAGAGGUGGUUCUACUUGGAAGCCAGCAGUCAUUCCAACAGGUUCCUUAUCAUCUCCAAAGCCACACGUACCUCCAAGCAAUGUCGCGCCCGUAACUAAAACAUCUUUAGCAGCACCAAAGUCAGACAAUUGGGGUUCUGUUGGUACUGGACACAACGUUUCAGCUAAACCAUUUGGUGGUGGUGCUGUAAAUGGACUUGGACCAAAGUUAGUUAAUAAGCAGUACAAUUCACCAGUAAACUUAUAUUCAGAAGAUACGAUUGCAGAAACGCUCUCUGCCCAAGCGGAAGUUCUAGCUAAUGGGGUUUUAGGGGUCAACUUUAAGAAAAAUGAAAAAACAUACGAUGCAUCGAAGAGCAAUGUUCUCAGAUACGUCAAAGAAGAUGAAUUGGAUCCUAAAUCACCAGAACCAGUAACACGGUCUGAUUUUUACGCUACGCAUAGUCAUGCAGUUGGCGGCUAUUCCACGCCUGUUAGCGAACAUUCUGUACCGGUUAAUCGAACUGGGGGAGGUCCAACUCAUUUCGACAACCCCCCAAAUUCUGAUAAUCCUGCCGAGCAGCAGGUUACCAAAUGCUCAGACUGCGAAAGGGUUAUAGUUGGAGUGUUUGUACGAAUUAAGGAGAAGAAUUUACACGUGGAGUGUUUCAAAUGUUCAACAUGUGGUACAUCAUUAAAAAAUGUUGGGUACUACAACAUAAACAACAAACUUUAUUGCGACAUUCACGCCAAGUUAGCUGCUCGAAGCAAUCCUCCAGCUUCAAAUCUUGCUCCUGUGACUAUACCACCUAUUGGCAGACCAGGUGGUGGAGUCUCUUCGCUCUCUCCAAAUUCUUUACCUUCAUCGGCGCCUCUAUCACCAAAUAUAAAUAGUUACGCUCCUCCACCAUUUCAGACGCAUGACCCAUAUUCUGGAUAUGUCUGUGUUCGGAGCAAUGCUCCAGGUCUAAUUAAAACCAGUCUGAAUUCUGCAGCUUCUCGAAAAAGAACUGUGACUAACGAUGUCUCUAAUCCCGUCAAAACUAAUCCAUUUUCCCCUACAACUACAACUUACAUACCAAACUACGCAAAAACAAACAUUAGGUCCGGACCCAACAUAUCAGGACCGAGACCAUUCUCCAGUGGUCCUCUUUCGCCCUCCGGAAAUAGCUACUCCACCCUUCCCAAAGUUACUUCCACACCUCUUUCAUCAGGGAGAAUUACAUCCAAUAAAUUUGGCGGUGGUCUAUUUAAAGGUUCCGGUAGUGGUCGUCAAGUUGGUGCUAUAGGCUUUAGUCCCAAACGGGGCCGAGGGGUCCUCAAUUUAGGUGGUGGCUCAAGAGUUCCUUUAUGUGGCCAUUGUCAUAGAAACAUCAGAGGACCGUUUGUAACUGCUUUAGGAAAGAUUUGGUGCCCUGAGCACUUUUCUUGUGCAACUCCUUCUUGUAAACGCCCUCUCCAAGAUCUUGGCUUUGUAGAAGAACAAGGCCAAUUGUAUUGUGAAUAUUGCUUCGAAAGGUACCUGGCGCCGAAUUGCUCCAAAUGCGGUGCCAAAGUAAAAGCGGAAUGCUUGAAAGCUAUUGGAAAACAUUUCCAUCCAGAAUGUUUCAAUUGCGUCCAUUGUGGAAAACUGUUUGGAAACAAUCCGUUCUUUUUGGAAGACGGUCAACCUUACUGUGACAACGAUUGGAACGAGCUAUUUACAACUAAAUGCUUUGCUUGCGGUUUCCCAAUUGAAGCUGGUGACAGAUGGGUUGAAGCACUCAGUAAUAACUAUCAUAGUCAGUGCUUCAACUGCACGAUGUGCAAGAAAAAUUUGGAAGGCCAAAGCUUCUUUGCCAAAGGUGGACGACCAUUCUGCAAGAAUCACGCCCGUUAGAAUUGACGAAGGGUAACUAUUUUGCGUUGUCUAAAUUGAGUAAUACAAUAUUUAUUAUUUAAAUAUAAAUUUAAUACAGUAGUUAAAAGGGUUGUGAUUUAAAUAUUGCUACAUAAAAUAUGUUGCGAAGCUCGGUGAAGUUUAUUUGAAUUUGUCGAUUGUAUACCUACAUAACUUACUAUUGCAAAUUUAGGUACUUAUUAAAGAAGUAAGUUUAUAAGCACAACCUUAACCUUGUGAAGUUACUAUUUAACGUAUUAUUUAUUGCACUUUUACGUAAUAAUUACCUAGCCGAUACUGAUAAAUAAUGAUAAACCAAA
Agrilus planipennis (emerald ash borer) is the source of this 2342-nucleotide messenger RNA. It is a transcript of the gene Zasp52, whose product is annotated as PDZ and LIM domain protein Zasp. Gene Ontology annotation, molecular function: actin binding; muscle alpha-actinin binding. The record is from RefSeq and is a predicted model, not a curated record. Lineage: Eukaryota; Metazoa; Arthropoda; Insecta; Coleoptera; Buprestidae. The annotation marks the transcript as partial. Gene Ontology annotation, biological process: muscle structure development; actin cytoskeleton organization; heart development. The transcript is spliced from 16 exons. Gene Ontology annotation, cellular component: adherens junction; Z disc; stress fiber.